Messenger RNA from Dufourea novaeangliae, 1514 nucleotides. RefSeq lists its product as uncharacterized. Bases 125 to 1330 code for a protein of 401 amino acids. Gene Ontology annotation, molecular function: protein binding. NCBI's taxonomy places the organism in Eukaryota, Metazoa, Arthropoda, Insecta, Hymenoptera, Halictidae. The record is from RefSeq and is a predicted model, not a curated record. The transcript has 6 exons.
UAACAUUUACUGGCAUGAUUAAUAUGUAUACUUCUGUUAUGUUGUGUCUGGCCUCAGUGAUAUUUUGACAUCUAACGAUUCAUGUUUUGGAAGUGUGAUUUCGAGGAAACUUUAAGAUAACACAAUGGCUUUUUUAUGCCCAGUGCGUAUUCGUCGAGGAAAGAAAAAGAAACCUGGAGUACAUAACUUCAAUUUGGAAAAAGAUUGCGUUGGAGGAGGAGGUACAGGAUUGGGCUUAGGAACCAAAGUUCCAUUGCCACCUGGUCGUAUAACAGGAAGUGCUAGUAUUGAAACUUUAGUUAGAGUAGGUAUUGAAAAAGAAAAUGGACUUUCGCCAGACAGUAAAAUGGUUAUUGUUCAUGACUUCACACCUUGCGUCGAUGAUGAACUUCAAGUAAAACGAGGCCAGGUUGUAAAUGUAUUAUAUAGAGAGAAUGAUUGGGUGUAUGUAAUAGCAGCUGAUACACGUAUGGAAGGCUUUGUACCACAUUCGUAUUGUGCACCUUACACAUCACAGCUUGCUGAAUUAACACUUGCUACUCUUAUGAACAAUGUGAAAAAGAAACUGCCAAGGUCUAGCGAGACUGAUUGUGAUUUUGCUGGUACAGGUCGUUCCCAAACAGUAGAUGCACAACAAACUGACACAGGAUCUGCAUCAGACUGUGAAAGUUAUGCUCGUAAUAUAACUACUGCUGAUGUAAAUGUUAACAGAUCUAAUAUUACACAGUCUCAAAAUUCUAUUCAAACUAUAUCUUCUCAGCCAGAUGUUCACCCUUUCUUUAAGGAUCCAUCAGCUGGAAGAUAUAUUGUACUUUACACUUUUGUGGCUAGAGAUGAAAAUGAUGUUAGUGUGGAAAGGGGAGAAUUUGUAACAGUUCUCAAUCGAGACGAUCCUGACUGGUUCUGGGUACUUAGACACUGUGAUGGUAAUGAAGGAUUUGUGCCAUCCGGAUUUGUAUACCCUGGACAUGUUCUUCAUUCUUAUGCGACAACAACUACUACUACUACCACUACUACUACCGCCGCUACAACAUCCGCAGAAACACAUAGUUUAGGAAAAGGCGGUAAUGUUAUGCCAGGAAAUGAAUCAUUACAACAAAAAGGUUUGCGAGAUUUUCGAGACGAAACCAAUGGAACAGAAUUAGUUGUACUUUAUGAUUAUAAGGCGCAGGCGCCAGAUGAUUUAUCAGUAAGAAGAGCUGACUGGAUUUAUGCAGAUUUGGGAAACCAAACGGUAGAUGGUUGGUUGUGGGCAUAUGCACCCAAGACUCGGAAAUAUGGUUUCAUUCCAAAGGCAUAUGCCCGCCCUCCUGCUAUGACGAGUUUAUGAUACACACUAUAAUCUUGUGUAUCUUGCAUUUUAUGCAUAUAUUCAAUUAAAAAGUACUUUUAUAUAAUACUGCAUUUUAAACAAUACUCAGACACGUGGAUAUACGAGAGUUAUCUCUUGUAACAUUAACAUUGAGCGUAGCACAAUCAGAUGUAAUGUGACUAAGGAGACCUUCGUGCAGGAC